UCUAAAAAAAAUCUCUUAAAAAGUAACAAAACUAUAAUAUUAAAUGUAAUAAAUUAAAAUAAAAAAAUGGCGCGCAAAAAGAAAGCUUUAAAAGACUUAAAAGAGCACAAAAAUAAUACAACAACAAUAGAGCAAACAGCAGCAGCAGCAUUACAAGAUCCCAGCUCUCCAGUUAUGUCACCCAAAAAGAGAAACAGUUUUGAUGAGAAUAUAUUACAACAGCAACAACAACAACAACAGCAAAAGUUUACACAAUACCAAAGUGAUGGUGAAUUAAUGGAAUUAAAACAAAAAUUAAAUUUAGAAAAAAAUAAAUCAAAUUUAUUUCUUAUCAAAUCCUAUUCUUUUAUUGAUAAAACCAAUAAUAAACGACCUUCAUCGGUCAUAAAUGUUAAGGCCAAAUUACAAGAAUUUGAUAAAUUUCAACAAAAAACUCUUUCAACGGAACAAAAUGUGGAAAAAGAAGAGAGUAAAUCAAAAAGUAAAAAGUCCUCUAAGAGUAAACAGUUUCAAAAAGGUGAAGAGAAAAAGGAGAAACCCAAGAAACCUCCCAAACUUAAGAAAAUGAAAAAAUCUAAAUCUACUCACGAUUCUACGGAGAAUUUGGAGGAUUUUCAAGAGUUAUUAAGGAAACCCUCAGUGAUAUUGGAAGAUGAGGUUAAAACGGCGCAGGUGGCUAGGCCUCAGUCUUUACCAGUCUCUCAAAAUCAACACAGAUCGGUUAUAAAGUCCAAAACUUUGGAUGAUAUCGAGACGCCUCGUUUGAAAAGAGAUUCCUUUAUACGUCACAGUUUACAGUCUAUACGUAGAAGUUUUUCCUCUUCCAAGAAACAUAAUAACAAUAUAAGCUUUACCUCUUCCUCCUCCUCGUCUUCUUCUGCCUCUAGCUCCUCCUCUGGCUGCUCUAACUCUUCCAUACUGUCGGAUUCUUUACGCAAAACGAAAACCAAAGAUUUUAACAAAGAUAUAGGCAAUUUAAAAGAUAUCGAGGACUCUAACUAUCUCAUUGCUGUGGAGGAGGAAGACUUCGUUGAUGGUGUGGUUGUCUCACAACCCUGUAAUGUUGUUAUAACCCUAAAUGAUGCUCAAACUUUACAAUCAAAUCCUGUAAAUACAAAUACUCCUCAACCUCCCUCCAAUUCAUCUUUCUCCACAUCCUAUACAAUGGAUUCAUUGGCUGUGCUUAAGGAAGAAGAUGAAAAGGAUUUAUGCUCAUGUUUUAAUCCUAGCAAUGGCGCCAGCUGUAAUAGUAGCCCUCUUGCUACCAGUGUAAAUAACCCCCCAAGGUAAGUAAGUACAAUAACA
Molecule: messenger RNA, 1305 nt
Organism: Lucilia sericata (common green bottle fly)
Lineage: Eukaryota; Metazoa; Arthropoda; Insecta; Diptera; Calliphoridae
Exons: 1
Coding region: 67-1290 (407 amino acids)
Source: RefSeq, a predicted model, not a curated record